This is a messenger RNA of Saitoella complicata NRRL Y-17804, 1082 nucleotides long. RefSeq names its product ATPase, V0 complex, subunit D. The record is from RefSeq and is a predicted model, not a curated record. Lineage: Eukaryota; Fungi; Ascomycota; Saitoellomycetes; Saitoellales; Saitoellaceae. Gene Ontology annotation, biological process: vacuolar acidification; proton transmembrane transport; vacuolar transport. Bases 20 to 1075 code for a protein of 351 amino acids. Gene Ontology annotation, molecular function: proton-transporting ATPase activity, rotational mechanism. The transcript has 3 exons. Gene Ontology annotation, cellular component: proton-transporting V-type ATPase, V0 domain; fungal-type vacuole membrane; vacuolar proton-transporting V-type ATPase complex.
CCAACACCCAAUUCCAAGGAUGAACGACAUGCUCUUCUUUAACGUGGACAACGGCUACAUUGAGGGCGUUGUCCGAGGCUACCGCGCCGGCCUCCUUACCAACCAAACCUACCAAAACCUAUCUCAAUGCGAAACCCUAGACGAUCUCAAACUCCAGCUCUCCGCAACAGACUACGGAAACUUCCUCGCGAACGAGCCAUCACCAAUCAGCACCUCCACCAUCGCGGACAAAGCAACCGAGAAGCUCGUUGCUGAGUUUAGAUAUCUGAGGGGACAAGCAGUAGAGCCACUGGCGAAGUUCUUUGAUUAUAUUACGUAUGGGUAUAUGAUCGAUAACGUCAUCCUCCUCAUCACUGGCACAUUGCAUGAGCGGGAUACGCACGAGUUGCUGGAUAGGUGUCAUCCCCUCGGAUGGUUCGAUACGAUGCCAGCGUUGUGCGUGGCGACUACGGUUGAGGAGUUGUAUAACAGUGUGCUUGUCGAGACGCCGCUUGCGCCGUAUUUCAAGCAUUGUCUCUCGGCUGCGGAUUUGGAUGAGAUGAAUAUUGAGCUCAUUCGUAAUUCGCUGUAUAAGGCGUACCUGGAGGAUUUUGCGAGAUUUUGUGAUGGGUUGGGUGGGAUUACUGCGGAAUCGAUGAGUGAGAUUUUGGGGUUUGAGGCGGAUAGGAGGAGUAUUUCCAUUACGCUUAACUCCUUUGGGACGGAGUUGUCGAAGGAGGAUAGGCAGAGGCUCUAUCCUAGUCUGGGGAGGCUGUAUCCGGAGGGUGACUUCCUGCUAGCUAGGGCUGACGAUUUGGAGGGUGUGAAGCUUGCUUGUGAGGGUGUUAGCGAGUACAAGGGCUUCUUUGAGCAGGGCUUGGGAGGAACUGGCGCGAAUCAGAAGACGUUGGAUGAUUACUUCUUUGAGCGGGAAGCUCAUUUGAACAAGUUGACGUUCUUGCAACAGUUCCAUUAUGGGUUUAUCUGGGCUUGGCUGAAGUUGAAGGAGCAGGAGAUCAGGAAUAUUGUCUGGAUUGCGGAGUGCAUCGCACAGCAACAAAAGGACCGAAUCAACAACUAUAUUGCGGUAUUUUAAAGGGGUG